Molecule: messenger RNA, 960 nt
Organism: Rasamsonia emersonii CBS 393.64
Lineage: Eukaryota; Fungi; Ascomycota; Eurotiomycetes; Eurotiales; Trichocomaceae
Exons: 7
Coding region: 1-960 (319 amino acids)
Molecular function (GO): methyltransferase activity
Source: RefSeq, a predicted model, not a curated record
AUGGCUGAGAGAGCCCUCCAGGAGACACAGCCCUCAACCCAGCAAGCGCUAACUGAGGGUCCCCUGCAAAUAGAUCUCCAGCGUCGUAAACUACAAAAUGGCCGUCGUUAUCACGCCUUCAAGGAAGGAGCAUAUCUAGCGGUAUUCCACGAUCAACGAUCAACCGUCAACGAUGCAAGUGAGCGCAUGGACCUGGUCCAUCACAUCUACCGUCUACUCCUUGGAGGACGGCUCCAUCUCGCGCCCAUCAAGCCAAAUCCUCAGCGAGUCCUGGACCUCGGCACCGGUACUGGCAUCUGGGCGAUGGACUUUGCCGACGAAUAUCCAUCUACGGAAGUUCUUGGUACAGAUUUGAGUCCGAUUCAACCGAAAUGGGUCCCACCAAACUGCCUGUUUGAAGUCGACGACUACGAGUCCGAAUGGGUGUAUUCCCGCCCCUUUGACUUCAUCCACGCGCGGGAACUUGAGGGCUGUAUCGCCGACGACGACCGGCUCUUCCAGCAAGCGUUCCGCCAUCUGAAGUCAGGGGGAUAUAUCGAGCUGCAGGCUGUGAGCCCGUACUUGGUUUCUGACGACGACACGGCCGAAAAAGCGAAGACCGUUCAGCUCUGGGUGAAGACGCUCCGUGAAGGAGGGAAACGAUUCGGCAAGCCGUUCGACAACGUCGACAAGUGGAAGAGCAAGUUGGAGAAGGCAGGAUUCGUCGAUGUGAAGGAGACGAUAUACAAGCUGCCAAUCGGCACCUGGCCCAAGCAUCCCGGUCUCAAGGAGAUCGGCAAGUACCAGUUCAUCGGCGAGCUGCAGGCGGUCGAGACCUACACGCCGGCACUGUUCUCGCGCGUCCUGGGCUGGAGCCACGAGGAGAUCAAGGCGCUGAUCGCCAAGGUGAAGAAGGAGCUGACCGAUCCGGGGUUGCAUCUGUAUCUUCCGACUCAUUUCAUCUACGGGCGGAAGCCGUAG